Messenger RNA from Oncorhynchus kisutch (coho salmon), 1602 nucleotides. Its product is annotated as CST complex subunit STN1. The transcript has 9 exons. Gene Ontology annotation, cellular component: CST complex. Lineage: Eukaryota; Metazoa; Chordata; Actinopteri; Salmoniformes; Salmonidae. Bases 196 to 1383 code for a protein of 395 amino acids. Gene Ontology annotation, biological process: telomere capping. Gene Ontology annotation, molecular function: single-stranded telomeric DNA binding. The record is from RefSeq and is a predicted model, not a curated record.
AUUCACGUGACCGGAAACUCAGACUUCAGCGGAAGCUGUGCAAAUAUUUGCUCAAAUAUCAAACCAUUUCCCGGGAAAACGAAGCAAAACAAACUAACUAAGCGAGGGAGAGAUGAGUAAUCGUUCGAGAGUAAGUAGGUUAGCUUGCUACUUUUGAUUGUCUUUGAUCGCGUGUUGUGAGUCGCCUAUGAUGGUAUGCAGCCUGAAGCGAAGGAUCCAGAGGAGGAUAGUGUCUGGGAGGAACCACCUUCAAUGUUGUGGGGACUGGACCCCAUGUUCAACGCUUUCACCAGGCUCUAUGUCAAAGACAUCCUACAGAUGAGAGAGUCCUGUCAAGUGUCAGGGAUAUACUUCUACAACUCUCACCCGAUAUUCAAAGUUUAUGUGCUCGGGACUGUGGUGUACAAACGAGAGCGAGAAGACUUCUUCUGUUACGGAGUUGAUGAUGGUACUGGUGUUAUAAACAGCCUUUGCUGGAAAGAUGAACCGUGGAGGGAGCAAGGUGACCCUGCUACACCAGGGGCAAGGUCCUUCGGUAGCAGCGCUCGUGAAGACUUCAACCCAGCCAACGAGCUGAAGAAACUACGGCAAGCCAAACAUAGCAGCUCCCACCUGGAGAUAGGCGAACUGCUCAGGGUGCGAGGGCCCGUCAAGACCUCCAGACAACAGCGAGAGAUAAUGGCCUCUACUUACUAUAAAGUGUCAGACCCGGUGAUGGCGGUCCAGAUAUCCUGGAUGAUGGAGGUUCCUCAGCUCUACAGACAGUGCUAUGAUAAACCAUUCCAUCUGGACAGCAGUGCACAGAACCCUAACAUUCAAGGUGGUUCUGCUUCCUAUCUGCUUGGCAGAGCCACUCGUAUCCUGAAGGACUUCCUGAAAGAGAAAGAAGUCACCAGGUUCAGACCUUAUGAUGUCCAGGACCUUCUACAGCCUCUGGUCUCGAGACAACCUCAGAAGACAGCAGCAGAACAAGUACACAUACAGUGGGAAGAACAAGAGCCUGAGGCUGGUCCAUCAUCGGGUCCACCAACAUCUUUCAAACAGCUCAGGGAGCUACUCCAGAAGAGCCUUCAGAUCCUGCAGGACGAAGGCUUGGUGUUCCGCAAGGUCAAAUGUCAGGAUGAAGUCUACCAUGUAACGGAACAGGACAAGAAUCUUCUCAUGGCAAUCAGAGACAUUCUUCGGGAAGAUUGCAGACGAGAGAAAUAUGCGGAAAAGGGUUGCCACAUCCUGCACAUCCUGUCCAGUGUGAGACAGAGGUACAGUCGCAACGUGAGCAAGGCAGCCUUGGAGCUGGUCCUCAAAGCUCUGGAGUGUAAUAGUGACAUCAUCAGCACCAGCGACAUUCUGGGACAUUCCACAAACUAUCUGAAAUGGGAGUGAAACGGGGAGGUACUAUCCGACCUUGUCCAAUAAGAAACGCAUGUUUUUGUUUUCCCCGUUUGAAAAAUAUUGUAACGACCCUGGGUUUAUAAGCGCGGAAAUCGAGUCUGCCACACGAGCAUGCCUUUGGGGCACAAUCGAUAGCCGCCGGACCUCGUGCUCGAAGGUUGAGGGUUCGAGACCUGCUCCCUGCUGUUCCAUUACAAUAUAUAUAACGUG